Euleptes europaea (tarantolino) is the source of this 2986-nucleotide messenger RNA. RefSeq names its product pleckstrin homology and RUN domain containing M2 (gene PLEKHM2). Gene Ontology annotation, cellular component: endosome membrane. Lineage: Eukaryota; Metazoa; Chordata; Lepidosauria; Squamata; Sphaerodactylidae. The transcript is spliced from 20 exons. The record is from RefSeq and is a predicted model, not a curated record. Gene Ontology annotation, molecular function: kinesin binding. The coding region runs from base 14 to 2980 and encodes 988 amino acids. Gene Ontology annotation, biological process: Golgi organization; lysosome localization; regulation of protein localization.
UGCCGCCGCCGCCAUGGAGCCGGGCGAGGUGAAGGACCGCAUCCUCCACAACAUCUCGCUCUCCGUCAAGAAGUUGCAGAGUUACUUUGCGGCGUGCGAAGACGAGACGCCGGCCAUCAGGAACCACGACAAAGUUCUGCAGCGCCUCUGCGAGCACAUCGACCACGCGCUGCUCUACGGACUUCGUGACCUCCCUUUGGGCUACUGGGUCUUGGUGGUCCACUUCACCCGCAGAGAAGCCGUCGAGCAGAUUGAGGGGCUUCAGCACGUGACGACCAACCUGGGACGCAGCCGAGCGUGGCUGUACUUGGCCCUCAAUGAGAACUCCCUGGAGAGCUACCUGCGCCUCUUCCAGGAGAACCUGAGCCUGCUGCCCAAGUACUACGUCAAGAACGCCCUGGUCUGCAGCGACGACCAUCUGACCCUCUUCCUCACACUGGUCUCUGGCCUGGAGUUUAUCCGGUUUGACUUGGAUCUGGACGCCCCCUACUUGGACCUGGCCCCCUACAUGCCGGACUACUACAAGCCGCAGUACUUGCUGGACUUUGAGGAUCGCCUGCCCUGCUCGGCCCACGGGUCAGACAGCCUCUCGCUCAACUCCUUCAACUCGGUCACCUCCACCAACCUGGAGUGGGAUGACAGCGCCAUCGCCCCCUCCAGCGAGGAUUAUGAUUUUGGAGAUGUCUUUCCCGCAGUGCCGUCCAUGCCCACCACAGCCUGGGAAGACGGAGACCUGACAGAUACCCUCAGCUGCCCACCAAAGAGCCCCACGCAGCGUUACAACCCCUUCAACAAGAAGGCAGAAGUGCCGUCCUCCACCGAGACCACUCCGGUACACCACUCUGCCUCCCAGGAGAGGGCGGACCCCGUGGCUGAGGGCACAGGCCAGUCCGAGAGUUGCCCCGAGGUGGAGGUCAUCAGGCUGGCUAAAAAGAAGAAGAUUGGCAAGAAGAAGAAGGGCAAAUUGGAGGAGGCGGCAGCAGCAGCAGAUGUUCUCCCUCCUACUGCGGUGGGCCCAGAGGCGGGAGGGGGCAGGCCGGCUGAAGGAGCCGAGGAGCAGCAGCCCCACCAGGUGGCCCUGCCAGACCCCCCAGGGAAGGCCAGGCCGGAAGCAGCCCGCGAGCCCUCUGCACUUUGCCAGCUGGGGCUGCAGAUCCCCGAAAUGAAGGACACGUCCAUGGAGCAGGUGGGGCAGCCGCUCUGCAAGGUGAUCAACAUGCUAGACGGGCAGCUGGACCCCCCGCGGAGCCGCUCCCUCGAGCCCCCCAACCAGUCCUUUCGGACCGACACACCAGAGGAGGCCCCCUUGGAGGGGCCUCCCUCUGGUGGCUUUAGCGAGGGGGGAGCAGCCCCCAUGGUCUUCUACUGCUUUACCGCUGAGAGUCCAGACGCUCUUGCGCCAGGUGGUGGCCACCAUGACCUUGCAGGGGAUGGCCAACCGCCAGAUGUUCCUGGUGGCCCUGAAGCUGCUGGACAAGAGGCAGAAGGAGGAGAGGGAGAGGUUCUCGGGCCCCUGAUGGACUCGCAGCAGCAGCAUGCGGGAGAGGCGGCUGUGAGCGUGGAGGCCCUCGGCCAGCUCGAGGAGAAGGCCAGCCCCUCGCUCAGCAGCGCGGAGGACUCCGGAGUGGAAGAGGGACAGGGCAGCCCUUCGGAAGCAGCCCACCCCUCUGAAUUCAGGGUAGACAACAACCACUUGUUGCUGCUGAUGAUCCAUGUUUUCCGGGAGAAUGAGGAGCGGCUCCUCCGGAUGAUCCGCAUGAGCACGGGGCACAUGGAGGGCAACCUGCAGCUGGUCUUUGUGCUGCUGACAGACUGCUACAUCUACCUCCUGCGCAAAGGAGCAGCUGAGAAGCCAUACAUGGUAGAGGAGGCACUCUCCUACAAUGAGCUGGACUAUGUCUCGGUGGGCCUGGAUCAGCAAACAGUGACGUUGGUCUGCACCAACCGUCGAAAGCAAUUCCUGCUGGACACUGCAGACGCCACCCUGACCGAGUUUUUCCUGAUGUCUUUGAAGUCGGCUAUGAUCAAAGGGUGCCGAGAGCCACCGUACCCAAGCAUCCUGACCGAUGCCACCAUGGAGAAGCUAGCACUGGCCAAGUUUGUGGCUCAGGAGUCCAAGCGGGAGGCCUCUGAGGUGACGGUGCGCUUCUACGGCCUCGUGCAUUGGGAGGACCCCAUGGAGGAGGCGCUGGGUCCGCCCCCCCCACACUGCACAGUGGCUGAGCACUGUGCCACCAAGGAGGGCGUCCUGAACUACAAAGCAGGCACCAACUACCUGGGCAAGGAGCUGUGGAAGCCCUGCUUUGUGGUGCUCAGCAGUGGCAUCUUGUACCAGUAUCCAGAGCGCACGGAUGUCGCCCCUCUGCUGUCUGUGAACAUGGGUGGGGAGCAAUGCGGCGGGUGCCGGAGGUCGAACACGACAGACCGGCCCCACUCCUUCCAGGUGAUCCUGACCGACCGCCCCUCCCUGGAGCUGAGUGCCGAAAACGAGGAGGAGAUGGCUGACUGGAUGCAGUUCCUCUGCCAGGCAGUCUCCAAAGGGGUCAUCCCUCCAGGCGUGGCCCCCACCCCCUGCGUCCCCUGCUGCCUGGUGCUGACGGAGCAGAAGGUAUUCAUGUGCCACGAGGACUGCCAGACCAGCUUCUUCCGCUCGCUGGCCACCGUCGAGCUGGCAGAUGUGGCCUCGGUGUGUGUGGAGCCCGGCCACGGGGAGUACUGCAUCCUGGAGUUUGCCCAGGAUGGCAAGCAGUACCUGCCGCCCUGGGUCAUCUACCUCAGCUGCCCUGGGGAACUGGAGCGCUUCCUAUCCACGCUGGACGCUGUGUGGAGGAGCACCUACCAGGUGGACCUUCGGCACAAGCUGAUCGAGGACAGCUCCGUCAGGAAGAAGUGUGAGGAUGCCCUGAGCCUGAUCCGCAGCGCCUGGCAGCGCAGUGACAGCCUGUAUCGUGGGCGGGCCUCCCGGGACCCCUGGUGUUAGCCUUCU